Owenia fusiformis is the source of this 480-nucleotide messenger RNA. NCBI's taxonomy places the organism in Eukaryota, Metazoa, Annelida, Polychaeta, Sabellida, Oweniidae. The record is from the annotation of a GenBank genome assembly.
CAAGGAGUGAGGCAAGUUGGCUGACAUCAUUGGGCCGCAAGAAGAAACCAAAACCAAAGUCAUCCUACUCACACAAAAGCAAACUUCAAGCAAUAAAAUCUAAACUAGCUGCUGAGCAGGUUGACAACCAUAUGGAAGAUAUGAUCUCAUUCUAUGAUAUGGAAGUACCAAGUGACCAGGAAUGUGAGCUUCCCAUGAGAAAGAAGAAGAAAGAUCAAAACAAUUUAGAUGUUACAAAUGAAAUGACCAAAUCCCCUAAUCUUCACUAUUCUGAAUCUUCAGUAAAGCAAAAGCAGAAACAGACUAUAAGCAGGUCCCCCAAACAGAAGAAAAAAAUAUUCAAACCCAGAAGUGACCUUUUUGAAGCCACAACAUCGCAUGUUGAGAAGACCCCCAAAAUAUCAGCAAAGUCUAAAUCCAGACAAAGACAAUAUGGUUCUCUUGAUGUUCAGAUCUGCAAGACUCCAAUCACUCCAAAAA